Molecule: messenger RNA, 2746 nt
Organism: Polychytrium aggregatum
Lineage: Eukaryota; Fungi; Chytridiomycota; Chytridiomycetes; Polychytriales
Exons: 17
Coding region: 144-2696 (850 amino acids)
Biological process (GO): endosome to lysosome transport; regulation of autophagosome maturation; endosomal transport
Cellular component (GO): endolysosome membrane; late endosome
Source: RefSeq, a predicted model, not a curated record
CGCCUCUCGCCUCACUCCAACCCCCUCCCGCUUGCCCCGACAUCGUCUUGCUGCUCGCCCAAGAGCCUUGCCGAUAGGGCGCUUCUCUGCCAUCUGCCUGGACCAGCGACCUGCAAGCCCAAGGACAGCCCCCACAUUCCGCCAUGGAUGCCACCUGGUCUCGUAUCAUCAGCGCCCCGUCCGACGCUCUCCAAGCCAUCAUCAGCAGCGCCAGCAAUGCCGUCGGCUCCGCUGCUACGACCGCCACAACGAACAGCACAGCUGCAGCCGCUGCUGGCUCUUCCAUGGGGCUUCCGGCAGGCACUUCAGUCUCGCCGCCAUCAUCCAGUCCGCAGCUUGCUCGGAGAAGAUGGCCGCAGACCCUUGUUCAAGACGUGAUAGACUCGACAGCGUCGUUACCAGGGACGUCCACGGCAAACGGAGCCUCGAAAUACUCGAUGGAGAAUCUGAGACGCAUCGCACAAGUCCUGCGCAAGAACCAGCCCCAGAGCUCGUACAAGAAAGACGACACCAUCGCGGCCCUGAACGAGCUGGCUGAUAUCUUGGUCUAUUCAGACUCGCACCAGCAGCGGGAUCUGUUCGAGUAUUUUCUGGAAGAAAAGGUGCAUCUUGUCCUCAUUCGGUAUCUAUACUCGGACGAUGACGAUGUGGUCUUGAAUACCCUCAAGUUUUACAAUGUGCUCUUCGAAGGCGUCAAGCAGACACACAUGCUUUACUUUCUGUUCUCGAACAACUACAUCAACGACGUGCUGCUCAUCAAAUACAACACGGCUAACGAGGAGAUACUGUAUCAUUUCAUCACGCUCUUGAAGAAUCUCUCGAUCAAGCUCGACGAGCGAACCAUUCGCUUGCUCUACAACGAGCACUUGAACGAUUUCCCGCUGUUUUCGGAGGCCGUCAAACACCAGCGUCACGAGGAGACAAUGAUUCGAACAGCAGUGCGUACGAUCGUACUGAACGUCUUUAAAGCCGAUGAUUCACUCGCGACACAGUUCAUUAUCGAGAAGAGGCGAUACUUUGCGACCCUAUGCCGGUGGCUGUCUUUGGACUGCGAAGACCUCACCGAAGUACUGGCAGCCGAAAUCCCUGAUCGAUACAAGCUGGAGAGCAUCCAUGACAAUAUCACCGACCAGCUUUUGUUCAUCCAAGACAUUUUCCUACUCAACAUAGAAUACAUCAGCAAAUCCCUGACCGAGACACUCACGGAUCACUUACUCCGUCAGCUCCUCUUGGAUCUGUCCCAAGGCGCCUCCGAGACCAAGCUCCGUCAGGCACUGUACCUCAUGACCUUUCUCGUGACCAUCGGCCACCCACCACUGACAGACGAGAUCGUGGUGCAAAUAUUCGUGGACGUCCUCGACCGCGACUGGAAAGAGUCCGAGAGCCUGUUCCGGGUGUCAACCAUGAAGCGCAAGGAAGAAACGCGGCGGUCGGAAGCGCAAGUCUAUCGCACCAAGAUCAUGGGUCUGCUCGAGCCCUCUGCUGUCCGCGGGACGACGCUGCUGGCGCUGAUGUUUGUGUACAGUAUCGUGGUAUCAAAUGCGUCGCCGCGGAUCCUGAAGGCAGCGCAGCUGUAUCCCAGACGACAUGUCAAGUCCAAGAGUCUGAUGCUUGCCUUGAUGAAUGCGCCCAACGACCCUGCCGACCAAUCCUCAAGCGUGCCGUCGUACCAUUCGGAGCUGAUCUCCAAGUUGCUCGAGUAUCUCAAAUCGGUGUCGCUCACGUCGAACCACCCGCUGAUCGAGAUUCAGCUCUGUGUGCAAAUCAUCCUGGAGCUUCUAUCGACAGGCCUCAAGACGGAGCCCCUCCUCGACGAACACAUGCGGCUGCUGCGUGAGAUCCGACAACCCUGGACGAACAAGCUGGUCGAGUGGCUGCAGCAGGACGCCUCGCUGUUCUCUGAGAUCUUUGACUUUGAGGCCAGCCAGCCCCAGGCCUCGGAUCUGCAGUGGAUCUUUCGGGACAGUCGAUUGCUCACGAUGGGCAGCAGACGCGACCGCAAGCCCGAUGAGACCUGGACCAACGGCGAGAUGAUUGACCGGUCGAUCAAGAUGUGGCUGGUGCUGAGCGAGAUGACCUUCAAGUUCGACCCCGAUGCUGCAUACGUCCCACUGCGCCUCGAUCCUGUCCCGAGCCCGCCUGGUGACCUGGUAGAUCUGGUGGGCAAGAAAUUUGUAUCGUGCGUGUACUCGGACGGCAUCAACCCCUCGGUCAAUUGCUACUUUGUACUGGAUCCCUACUGGUUCAUUCUGGUGACCCCAGACAAGCUUCAGCUCGGCAAGGGGCGCAUGUUCAAAUACUGUCGCCAUGUUGACGUCGACUGCCUCCAGGACGAUGGCUCUCCGUCGAGCGACUCGUUGGCGCUUGUUGCCAGCAGAGCAGACUAUAUCACCGACUCGCAGCGUCGCACACAGAUGGUGAGCGCACCAGAUGGCCUCAAGAACACGCCUCCGCUGCGACUGCGGUCGGCCAAGAACAGCACGACCACGAACGCAAGCAGUGCUCCGGGACAGAGCCUCCUCCAUCGCGGCAGCGGCUUCAACGUUGUCUCCAUCGAGACCGAGUGGAAAGCGUUUCUGCGCUUCCCUGAGAGCAAGAACCUGGGCUUUGUUCGGGCCCACAUUGCCGCGCAGAAACAACAGUUACGCGAGGAGCGGCGGCAGAAGCUCGAGGCAUUCAUGCUUGGCAAUCAAUAAAUCACCAAGGCUCUUGGCAGGGUCUGCUCUGGUGGUUCUAGGUGCGGGAU